CGCGCGCUGAGUGGAUCCUCGCUGGACGGCUGCGAUGCUCCAGGAUUUUCCGGCACAAGUUUGCUCCCCGCCAUAGCCGAGCCGCGAGCUCGCGGGAAUUCUAGGGUUUAUAGUCCAGGGGGCGAGAAUGCAGUGCCUCCCUUGCGCGAUGAGCUCGCCUGGAGCGCUGCUGCAGCCUCAAUCGGCUGUGGGAUGGAGAGGAGGCGAUCAUUGGGAGAAUUUGGUCGCGAUUCCGUGCGCUCGGCUACACAGAGGCAAUCGCAAGCAAUUUUCUCCACUCAGGGUGGUGUGUAAAGAUUAUCCUAGACCCGAAAUUGAUUCUACUGUGAAUUUUCUCGAGGCUGCUGCUCUCUCGGCAUCGCUCAGAAAUGCUCCUCGACCGAGCGAGCCUCUUAAGAUUGUGAUCGCCGGCGCAGGUUUAGCUGGUUUGUCUACCGCCAAGUAUGUGGCUGAUGCCGGGCACAUUCCUAUUGUUUUAGAAGCCAGAGACGUCUUGGGUGGAAAGGUGGCAGCUUGGAAGGACAAAGAUGGCGAUUGGUAUGAGACCGGCCUUCAUAUUUUCUUCGGAGCAUAUCCCAACGUGCAAAACUUGUUUGGAGAACUUGGCAUCAAUGAUAGGCUGCAGUGGAAGGAGCACAGCAUGAUCUUUGCAAGGCCCGAUAAGCCCGGGGAAUUUAGUCGAUUCGAUUUUCCUGAGUUGCCUGCUCCAUUUAAUGGAGUGCUGGCUAUUCUGAAAAACAAUGAGAUGCUAACCUGGCCAGAGAAGAUCCGCUUUGCAAUUGGAUUGCUUCCUGCCAUUGUCGGAGGGCAGAAGUAUGUUGAGGCUCAAGACAACCUGACGGUAAAAGAGUGGAUGAUAAAGCAGGGUGUUCCGGAGAGAGUUAACGACGAAGUUUUCAUUGCAAUGUCUAAGGCCUUGAACUUCAUCAACCCGGACGAAUUGUCCAUGCAAUGUGUUUUGAUUGCUCUCAAUCGCUUUCUUCAAGAAUCACAUGGCUCGAAAAUGGCCUUCCUGGAUGGAAAUCCACCCGAAAGGUUGUGCACGCCAAUAGUCGACCAUUUUAGUAAGCUAGGAGGCGAAGUACGUUUAAACUCCCGACUCCAAAAUAUAGUCGUGAACGACGAUGGGAGAGUCAAGCAUUUUGCGCUCACAGAUGGUAGUAUAGUAGAGGGUGAUGUUUAUGUUUCAGCCAUGCCUGUUGAUAUUUUGAAGUUGCUAUUGCCAGAAAGCUGGAAAGAAAUGCCGUAUUUUAAAAAACUUUCCAAGCUUGUAGGCGUGCCGGUUAUAAACGUUCACAUCUGGUUUGACAGGAAGCUAAAAAACACUUACGACCAUCUUUUAUUCAGCAGGAGCCCUUUAUUGAGCGUCUACGCCGACAUGUCGACGACAUGCAAGGAGUAUGCGGACCCAAACAAGUCGAUGCUGGAACUCGUUUUUGCUCCAGCGGACAAAUGGAUAGCUCGAAGUGAGGAAGAUAUCCUUGAUGCGACCAUGCUAGAACUGGCAAAGCUCUUUCCCGACGAGAUCGCCGCGGAUGGAAGCAAGGCUAAAGUUCUGAAGUACCACAUUGUGAAAACUCCCAGGUCCGUGUAUAAGACUGUCCCCGAUUGUGAGCCCUGCCGGCCACUCCAGAGAUCUCCCCUAAGAGGAUUUUACCUCGCGGGCGAUUUCACGAAGCAAAAAUACCUGGCGUCGAUGGAAGGCGCCGUGCUAUCGGGAAAACUCUGUGCCAUGUCUAUUGUACAGGAUUCAAACAGCGGUGCUUUACUUCCAGUUCUUCCCAGAAAGACAAUGAGCGUCACAAGGUAACAAGUAAAAGAAUCUUACCAUUUUGUUUAAAGCGCUCAAAGCAGAAAUGCAAAUGGUCUGUGAGUGUUUAUGUUU
Molecule: messenger RNA, 1885 nt
Organism: Selaginella moellendorffii
Lineage: Eukaryota; Viridiplantae; Streptophyta; Lycopodiopsida; Selaginellales; Selaginellaceae
Product: 15-cis-phytoene desaturase, chloroplastic/chromoplastic
Exons: 14
Coding region: 128-1810 (560 amino acids)
Biological process (GO): carotenoid biosynthetic process
Molecular function (GO): phytoene dehydrogenase activity
Source: RefSeq, a predicted model, not a curated record